AUGCAGCUCCGGCCGGGAGCUACAGUACUACUCGAUGCCGCGGCAGCCACAAAAUCCGCCGUGGUAACAUGCCACCUCUGCCAACAACCCGCCCACAUCCUCCGAGGUCCCGCUGCGGCGAGGAGAACGCAGUUCUUGAACCAGCGCCGAGGCUUACAUUCAUCCAGCCGGCGGGACUCAGCAUGGGCCGCCGCCGUCCAGGUGGCCUCGAACGUGGUCGGAAAUGUGGUCAAGGAAGCUACCAAGGACAAGGGAAUGACCGUCGACCCCCUCCGCACGGUCGCCAAAGAGAUGAAGUUCCUCACAGGCAAUAUCCGCAAGCUGCUCGGGUCAGGUCACCCCUCGCUGGACCGAGUCGCAAAAUACUACACCCAGGCUGAGGGCAAGCACAUCCGGCCUCUGAUAGUCUUGCUCAUGAGCCGCGCCACGCAUCUGUGCCCCAAGGCCGCCACAUUCGAGAACCCCCAGACUUCGAGGGGCAUCGAUACUUCGAUAUCCCCCAUUCAGAUCCUGGCAGACGUCAACCCCUCUGCCAAUCCCCUCACAGCCUACGACAAAGAGAUGCCCGAGGAGGGCAACCCAGAUAUCCUACCCAGCCAAAGACGACUCGCCGAGAUCACAGAGCUGAUCCAUACCGCCUCCCUGCUCCACGACGACGUUAUCGACCACUCCGUCUCCCGCCGAGGCUCCCCCAGCGCCAACCUCCAAUUCGGGAACAAGAUGGCCGUUCUCGCCGGCGACUUCCUCCUCGGCCGCGCCUCCGUCGCCCUCGCCCGCCUCCGCAACGCCGAGGUCGUCGAGCUCCUCUCCACCGUCAUCGCCAACCUCGUCGAGGGCGAGUUCAUGCAGCUCAAGAACACGGAGCGCGACGAGCGGUCCCCCAAAUACUCGGAGGAGACGCUGCAGUACUACCUCCAGAAGACGUACCUCAAGACGGCCUCGCUCAUCUCCAAGAGCUGCCGCGCCUCCGCCCUCCUCGGCGGCGCGGACGCCGCCACCGUCGACGCCGCCUACUCGUACGGUCGGAACCUGGGGCUGGCGUUCCAGUUAGUGGACGACAUGCUCGAUUAUACCCGCUCGGGCGCCGAGCUGGGCAAGCCCGCGGGGGCCGACCUCGAGCUCGGACUGGCCACUGCGCCCCUCCUGUUCGCGUGGAAGCAGAUGCCGGAGCUUGGAGCGCUGGUCGGGCGCAAGUUUGAGCAGGAAGGGGACGUCCAAAGGGCUCGCGAAUUAGUUCUUCAGAGUGAUGGUGUCGAGCAGACCCGCGCUCUGGCGCAGGAGUACUCAGAGAAGGCCAUGAGUGCCAUUGCCCACUUCCCUGAGAGCGAGGCCAAGGACGGUCUGAUGGAGAUGGCUCACAAGACAAUCAAGCGGAACAAGUAG
Messenger RNA from Clonostachys byssicola, 1383 nucleotides. The record is from the annotation of a GenBank genome assembly. NCBI's taxonomy places the organism in Eukaryota, Fungi, Ascomycota, Sordariomycetes, Hypocreales, Bionectriaceae.